AUGUCCGUCGCACAGGUAGUCCCCAUCGACGAAACUACCUUUGGCCUCCUGACCUACCUCUUCCGGCAGGGCGGCUACUUUGACGAAAUGGAGAAAGUCGCAAUUGCAGCCCUCUUCUGCCCGCGGCCCGAAGACCUCGAGUUCUUCAUAAACAACAUCAUCCUCCCAAGCGCUGAGUCCGCGUUUUUGGACUUCGAAGCAAUGUGGACGCUCAAGAACGACAACCCCAAGCUCGUGACGCACGCAGCGCACGCGUUUCUCGACGUCGUACGCCAUGGACUAUUCGAGCAAUGGGGAUACGCCAGUCAGACGCAGAGCGCGCAGGAUAUGUUGCAGGCGCUCUGUGUGUAUCUGCAGGUAUUCUUCGACGCGGAGGAGUAUAUGGGGCCGGAGUAUAGGUGGGAGUUGUGUGGCAGCAUGCAUGACGAUCUAAGGGGGAAACUCCUCGACACUGCGGGACAUGGGUUGGACGCUGUUGUACCGGAAUUAUUGGGGGCACAGACACAACUGUCUUGGCAGUUGCUCGGGUUGGCAUCUGAUAGGGAGGGGCUUAACAAGAUGCUUGAGAGGGCGGCGACGGUUCAGUGGAUGUUUCUCGAUGCGCAGCGGGUGUGGGCCUCCCAGACAGAGGCCCAGGCAUAUAGUGGUGGCUCUUCGGUGAGCCAGGGGAUGAGUGUGCAGCAGGCACAGGAGCGCCUGGAGGGCAGGUUGCUAGAGUGGGAGGAGUAUAUCUGGCACUGUCAGAGUGCGUGA
Molecule: messenger RNA, 753 nt
Organism: Aspergillus melleus
Lineage: Eukaryota; Fungi; Ascomycota; Eurotiomycetes; Eurotiales; Aspergillaceae
Exons: 1
Coding region: 1-753 (250 amino acids)
Source: RefSeq, a predicted model, not a curated record